Molecule: messenger RNA, 1978 nt
Organism: Rhinolophus ferrumequinum (greater horseshoe bat)
Lineage: Eukaryota; Metazoa; Chordata; Mammalia; Chiroptera; Rhinolophidae
Product: retinitis pigmentosa 9 protein
Exons: 6
Coding region: 529-1557 (342 amino acids)
Biological process (GO): RNA splicing
Source: RefSeq, a predicted model, not a curated record
GGGCCAAACAAGGAAAUGGCAUAAAGGUGAAGCAAUGUCCCUGAAAGGAAUAGUCUCACAGACUCUUCUUUCUUUUUAGGGGUAGGCACAAGGGGACAGACGGCAUGCUGCUGUGUGACAACAGAUAAGCACCUAACACUUUUGCAUCCUGGCUCCAAGACAUACUAGUUCUACAUCCUUCAGCAUGUCACUUCUCUCUCUGGGCCUCCUUCUCCUUAUCUAUUAAUAUAAAACUAGAAUAAUACAUAAAGUUAUUAACAGUACUUAUUAAGUUUAUAAAGAUUAAAUCAACUCUUAUAAGGACUUAACACAAUGACCAACACAUAAAAAGCGAUCAGUGUACGUUAGCUUUUCAUUUCCAGCACAUAUACUUUUCUAAAUACAAUACACACUGUUUUAACCAAGGAUCUGAUGCUCUAGAAAACUGGAGAAUUCCUAUGGAGAGCCUUCCUUUCUCCAAAACUGCAUGAAUCCUGUUGACACGUAAGGAGCAGCUCCUGUCUGUCCAGCCACUGGAGGGAUACAAAGAUGACCUGCCCAGGUUCCUUGGCCUCCAGGGCUGGAGACCGCGAGGGUAGGCAGCGGGUCCGGAGAGGUCCCUGGCGACAGGAAGGGCUCCCAGGUUCCCACCUCCGGCAUCCUCAGCGCUCGGCCUCCGCCAGGGGGCGCGCUCCGACACACGGCACCGGCCGGCCAAGCAACACGGCCCCGCGCUUCGACCGAGGACUUAAGGCCGCGCGCCGGGAGGCGGGGACAGGCGGCCUCGGCGGGGACACCCGGCUCUGCCGGCAGUCCGCGGGGCGACGGCGGGAGGGGGCGCUGCGGGCCAGGCGGGCGCAGCGCGGAGGAAGUGCCGUGUUGGCCGCCGCCACAGCCGCGCCGGCCGCGAUGUCGUCCCGGCGGGGGCGCGACGACGAGGGGGCCGGAGCCGCGAGGCGGGCGCGGGAACCGGCGGAGCAGGAGCUGCAGCGGCGCCGGGAGCAGAAGCGGCGGCGGCAUGACGCGCAGCAGCUGCAGCAGCUCAAGCACCUGGAGUCCUUUUAUGAAAAACCUCCUCCUGGGCUUAUCAAGGAAGAUGAGACGAAGCCAGAAGACUGUAUACCGGAUGUACCAGGCAAUGAGCAUGCCAGGGAAUUUCUGGCUCACGCGCCAACCAGAGGACUUUGGAUGCCUCUGGGGAAGGAAGUCAAAGUGAUGCAGUGUUGGCGUUGUAAACGGUAUGGUCACCGAACGGGCGACAAAGAAUGCCCUUUCUUUAUCAAAGGCAACCAAAAGUUAGAACAGUUCAGAGUAGCACAUGAAGAUCCCAUGUAUGACAUCAUACGAGAGAAUAAAAGACAUGAAAAGGAUAUAAGGAUACAACAGUUAAAACAACUACUGGAGGAUUCCACCUCAGACGACGAAGAUGGGAGCAGCUCCAGUUCCUCAGAAUGUAAGGAGAAACACAAGAAAAGGAAGAAGAAAGAAAAGCAUAAGAAAAGGAAGAAAGAAAAGAAAAAGAAGAAAAAACGAAAGCAUAAGUCUUCCAAGUCAAAUGAAAGUUCAGACUCGGACUGACAGGCCAUUGACCAUGCAGCAUUCUCGUCUCUGAGAUCCAACACUGGCCAAAGCACAGAGGCACGUGGGAUCAGGAAGAACGAGGAGGGAGUGACACCAAGACGGAGGCCAUCUGGUGUCACACGUGACUCACCUGCCUUCCAGUGAAGACGUGACCACAGGAGCGGGAGUUGUAUCGUCCCAGGUGCUAACUCGAGAGUGGCUGAUUUCAGGCCGGAAAGCUCUUUCAGCUCCUCCUCCCUGCUGAGCACUGUGGUUUCUGAUUCCUCAGCAGAGUCAGGGCGGCCGGACUAAGGGAGUCUCCGAGGACGCUCCUCCAGGUGCUGUCACCCUCCAGAGCGAGGCUACUUAAUCCCCAGACUUCAGCCUUGACUUUUCUCUGCUGUUCAGAAUAAUAAAAAGUCAUUAUUUUUUAAACGUA